GCCUAGCGAGCGCCCAGCGACACGACCCUGGCCUGGCGGCGGCCAGCAUGGCCCCUACGCUGUUCCAGAAGCUCUUCAGCAAGCGGAGCGGGCUGGGCGCGCCCGGCCGGGACGCCCGGGACCCGGACUGCGUGUUCAGUUGGCCUUUGCCAGAGUUUGAUCCAAGCCAGAUUCGACUGAUUGUGUAUCAAGACUGUGAAAGAAGAGGGAGAAAUGUCUUGUUUGACUCCAGUGUUAAGAGAAGAAGUGAGGACAUAUCAGUGUCGAAACUCUGUAGUGAUGCUCAAGUUAAAGUCUUUGGGAAAUGCUGCCAACUAAAACCUGGAGGAGACAGUUCUUCCUCUUUAGAUAGUUCUUUGACUUCAUCUUCUGAUAUAAAAGACCAGUGUCCUAAGUAUCAGGGUUCUCGAUGCUCUUCUGAUGCCAAUAUGCUUGGAGAGAUGAUGUUUGGCUCAGUAGCAAUGAGCUACAAAGGAUCUACCUUAAAAAUUCAUCAGAUUCGUUCCCCUCCACAGCUCAUGCUCAGCAAAGUAUUUACUGCACGAACUGGCAGCAGUAUCUGUGGAAGUCUCAAUACGCUACAAGACAGUCUUGAAUUUAUCAAUCAAGACAAUAAUACAUUAAAGGCUGAUAAUAACACAGUUAUUAAUGGACUACUUGGUAAUAUAGUUCAUAGCAACCCAAUGGACAUGCCUGGAAGAGAACUGAAUGAGGACAGAGACAGUGGCAUAGCACGGUCUGCGUCCCUCAGCAGCUUGCUUAUCACUCCAUUUCCUUCCCCGAACUCCUCACUCACCCGAAGUUGUGCCAGCAGCUACCAGCGACGUUGGCGACGCAGCCAAACAACAAGUUUGGAGAAUGGGGUAUUUCCUAGAUGGUCUAUAGAAGAAAGCUUUAAUCUGUCAGAUGAAAGCUGUGGCCCUAACCCAGGAAUUGUGAGGAAAAAGAAGAUUGCAAUUGGGGUAAUCUUUUCGUUAUCCAAAGAUGAAGAUGAAAAUAACAAAUUUAAUGAAUUCUUUUUUUCACAUUUUCCUCUCUUUGAAAGCCACAUGAACAAAUUAAAGAGUGCAAUAGAACAGGCUAUGAAAAUGAGCCGAAGAUCAGCUGAUGCCAGUCAGAGGAGUUUGGCAUAUAAUCGAAUAGUUGAUGCCCUAAAUGAAUUCAGAACCACAAUUUGUAAUCUUUACACAAUGCCGCGCAUUGGAGAACCUGUCUGGCUUACGAUGAUGUCGGGGACUCCAGAAAAGAACCAGCUUUGCCAUCGUUUCAUGAAGGAGUUCACUUUUCUAAUGGAAAAUGCUUCCAAAAAUCAAUUCUUGCCAGCUCUCAUUACUGCAGUUUUGACCAAUCAUCUUGCCUGGGUUCCAACCGUCAUGCCAAAUGGACAACCACCUAUAAAAAUAUUUUUAGAAAAACAUUCCUCUCAGAGUGUGGACAUGUUGGCAAAGACUCAUCCAUAUAACCCACUUUGGGCACAACUGGGAGACUUGUAUGGCGCUAUUGGCUCUCCUGUACGGUUAGCGAGGACUGUGGUAGUUGGCAAACGACAAGACAUGGUCCAGAGGCUGCUUUAUUUUCUUACUUAUUUCAUAAGAUGCUCUGAACUUCAAGAAACCCAUCUUCUAGAAAACGGAGAAGACGAAGCCAUUGUCAUGCCAGGCACGGUGAUUACCACCACUUUGGAGAAAGGCGAAAUAGAGGAAUCGGAGUAUGUGCUUGUCACGGUGCAUAGAAACAAAAGCAGUUUGCUCUUGAAAGAGUCAGAAGAAACAAGAACUCCUAACUGUAACUGUAAAUAUUGUGGUCGUCCACUCCUUGGGCAAAAUACAGAGAAUGUUUCACAGCAAGAGAGAGAAGAUACUGAAAACAGCUCUAAGGAACUGCUGGGAAUUUCAGAUCAGUGCCGGAUCAUUUCUCCUUCUCACUGCCAAGAGGAAAAUGUCGCUGAUGUUAAACAGUGCAGAGACAAAUUAAGAACUUGCCCUGACACCAAGUUAGAGACAGUUGUUUGCACAGGAUCUGCUCCAGUAGACAAAUGUGCGUUGUCAGAGUCAGGCUUGGAGCCAACAGAGGAGACGUGGCAGAGUGAGGAAUUGCUGGAUUCAAAUAAUCACACAAGCAAAGCGAUGAGAUCCACAGGCACGGCUGUGGAAAAGAAACCUCCAGAUAAGAUCAUGCCUGCUGCGUUUUCUUGUGAGGCAGCACAGACAAAGGUUACUUUCCUGAUUGGGGAUUCUAUGUCACCUGACUCAGACACUGAGCUCCGGAGUCAGGCGGUGGUGGAUCAGAUUACCCGGCAUCACACCAAACCACUGAAGGAAGAAAGAGGGGCUGUCGAUCAGCAUCAAGAAAUUAAACAAACUACUAAGGACCAAUCCAGAGAGUCUGAUAUACAGACCGUGGUUUCUGGAGAGCCCUGUGAACUUCCCUGUUGGAAUCAUUCAGACCCAGAAAGCACGAGCUUAUUUGAUGAAUAUUUUAAUGACGAUUCGAUUGAAACUAGGACUAUUGAUGAUGUUCCAGUUAAAACAAGUACAGACAGUAAAGAGUACUGCUGUAUGUUAGAGUUUUCAAAAAGACUAUGUACAAAAAAUAACAAACCGAACAAUGAAUUUUGUAAGUGUAUAGAAACAGUUCACCAAGAUUCAUGUAAAACCUGCUUUCCUCAGCAGGACCAAAGAGAUACACUCUCCAUUCUUGUCCCCCAUGGGGAUAAAGAGAGUUCAGAGAAAAAAAUUGCUGUAGGAACUGAAUGGGAUAUUCCAAGAAAUGAAAGUUCAGAUAGUGCCCUCGGGGAUAGUGAAAGUGAAGACACAGGUCAUGACAUGACCAGACAAGCUAGCAGUUACUAUGGAGGAGAGCAAGAAGACUGGGCAGAAGAGGAUGAGAUACCUUUUCCUGGGUCAAAGUUAAUUGAAGUGAGUGCCAUUCAGCCCAACAUUGCCAACUUUGGGAGGUCUUUGCUGGGUGGCUACUGCUCAUCUUAUGUGCCUGACUUUGUUCUUCAAGGAAUCGGGAGUGAUGAGAGGCUCCGUCACUGUCUGGUGUCAGAUCUCUCUCAUGCUGUGCAGCAUCCAGUGUUGGAUGAACCAAUAGCAGAAGCUGUCUGUAUUAUAGCUGAUAUGGAUAAAUGGACUGUUCAAGUGGCCAGUAGCCAGAGACGAGCAACAGACAAUAAAUUGGGAAAGGAAGUAUUGGUUUCCAGUCUUGUUUCCAAUCUGCUUCAUUCCACUCUUCAACUUUAUAAGCAUAACUUAUCUCCAAAUUUUUGUGUGAUGCACCUGGAGGACCGACUGCAGGAGCUGUACUUCAAGAGUAAGAUGCUGUCCGAAUACCUGAGGGGGCAGAUGCGUGUUCAUGUCAAGGAGCUGGGCGUGGUUCUGGGGAUUGAAUCCAGUGAUCUUCCUCUUUUGGCUGCUGUAGCGAGCACUCACUCUCCCUAUGUUGCUCAGAUACUGCUUUAACAUACCUAACGGUUGUUAGAAACUGGUGGAGGAUAAGUAGAAACCAAGGAAGCGUAUACAACAUGGACUUACGGAAAUUUUUUCACGGUUAGACUUCCAUCCGAAUGAGUCAGUCCGCAUUGUCUUGUGCAUUGCAUUAUGUGUUCUGUGUACAUCAGACUGGACUUUUGGGUGGUAGUAGAUUUUUAACCAAGUAAAGUUAAAGCAACAUCAAUAAUUUUGGGGGGAAACAUUUGAAAAAGCCAAAGUGUAACUUACAAAUUUCUGCAAAAUGAAUAUUAUCAAGGAAUUACGAUGUUGUCACAAUUCAUAACAACAGAUGUCUCAUGAUUUGAUGGCUCAGAAAUAGUCAUUUUAUUAGUCUUUAAUUCUUUAUUUCUAAGGUACAGAGAUUGAUUAUUUGUUAUUUUGUUUUACAAUUCAAAAUAGCUACUUUCUGGUUAUUUCACAAAGUAUUUUGAACAGCCUGUUAAUUAUAACAAACUCAGAAUAAUGAGUGUAAAUGUGUGUUAUAUUAUCUACCCAACUGUACAUAUGUAUCUAUUUUUUUAAACAGAGGCAGAAAUACAAGAUUGGUAACAUGCCUUUUUAAAAAAAUAUUUUCCACUAUUAUUAACUACAUGUAAAGUUGAAAUGUUACUUUCUGGUGAUUUUUUUGUUUCACACACUCUAAAAUAUAAGUAAAGCCAAUCUUUUUUUAAGGCUGAGGAAUAUAGAUUCCAAAAAUAAGAAUACUACUUUAUAUCAUUUGUUUGUAAGUAUGAGCUAAUUCAUGUAAAUAUUAAUAUUUACAUAUUCACUAAUUUAAAAAAUGAAAACUAGAAUUAAAAAUUACACCAAAGCAUUGGCAAAAAUAAUACUAUUUUCUUUAAAAGUGCUCAGGUAGCCAAGGCCCUUGCUUUCUGUAUCAGCCCUUAAAACCAUAGGAGCUAAAUAUUUGUUUCACUGCUUGAUAAUAUUCUAUUUACACUCAUAGAACUCAUAACUCUUGAAAUUAUUCUCUUUUCUCUAAGAGCCUCUCCCUUCUAAAAGCUGAUUUUUUUCAAAUAUUUCCACUUCUCAGUUGUUGUCUUUGUACAUACUAUCGAGUGUUGCUCAUAAAGAAGGCUAAUAUGGAACCAAACUCUUGUAAGUAAUGUAAAUAGAAAAAUGGGUAGAUAAAGUUUUCAAUACGCUCUACUACCUCAGUUUACUUGAAUACUACAUUGUAGUUUAUUCUUUGCUUAUCUAGUCUAAGGUACUUUUGAUGCCAGAAGUAGAGUUGGUUUCUGCUUUCAUUGACUAUUUUUUAUCAUAAUUAAUUGAUU
Propithecus coquereli (Coquerel's sifaka) is the source of this 4771-nucleotide messenger RNA. It is a transcript of the gene FNIP1, whose product is annotated as folliculin interacting protein 1. Lineage: Eukaryota; Metazoa; Chordata; Mammalia; Primates; Indriidae. Gene Ontology annotation, cellular component: cytoplasm. The record is from RefSeq and is a predicted model, not a curated record. Gene Ontology annotation, molecular function: protein-folding chaperone binding; ATPase inhibitor activity. The transcript has 17 exons. The coding region runs from base 48 to 3464 and encodes 1138 amino acids.